AUGUAUCAUCCAAAUUUCGUUCUUAGAUUACUCUCAACUUUAAUCCUUGCAAAUCAGGAUAUGAUACUGGAUCACACAUGGCCAAACCACCAACGCUGCGCGGGAAUAUACGGGCAGCCUGACUUCUCCCACUCCUCGCCAUCCUCCAUCUUCGUCGAAUUUCCGGAUCUCGAUCCUUCCACCCCAAGCGGGCUCGUCAGCGUCGUAAUCUUCGGGUUUCGAGAUGAGCAUCUGGGAGGAAUCACUGUCCAACACGGCAACGGGAAGAAAGGAGUCGGCCCCCUACUUUCUCCCUUCCAUAUCCUUUUGCUAACUUGUUGGGACAAAGAAAGAAACGCUUUGUACAAGAAAGAAUAUCGAGAGGAACAUCUGCCACGAAAAGGAACUAGGAACGUUCAUCAUUACGCCCACUGCUCGCCAGAAAGCAGGCAAUCCACUCAUUACGCGUGCGAUCAAUACCUCGCAUCCGGUAUCACUCAUUUACCCGCUGCAUUUUCGGGGCAGCCGUUUGAGGCGAAGAUGCAUAUCGUUGAUGGGCCGGGGAGGGGAAUUUUGCCUUCUUACAUGAAGUCUGCACUGACGUACUCGCGGACAUUGGCGUUUGUGGCUGUAUUUCUGGUGUCACUUUACGGAAUUUGGGCGGUUGGAAAGCAAGAGAGAAAUUCUAGACCACGCUGGAUAUUUGGAAUGAACGCACUCGUUGCCGCAUCAACGGGGGUUGCGGUGCUGAGAUGGAUCGACCUUGAACUUCAGAACGAAGACUUCGGAACCUUGGUUCUUUUCCCAUCGAUGCUGGUUACGAAUUUGCUACGCACCUUUCAGAUAAUGCUCGUCAUAUCCUAUGUAUCCAGGUCCUGCCAAGGAGAACAAGAUUCCGGUUCCUGGAAAUCGAAGGCGUCGAAAUGGUUCUGGAUCCCACUCGGUCUCCUGACAUCUAUUCUCACCACCAGAACUAUAUCUUCAGCUUAUACGUCCGUCGGUCUGGGUCUAGUCUUGAUAACAGCUGGUGUUUGUGCAAUCCUGGGGCUUCAACGCCUCGCCAAAUCGCAGCCAGGGUUCGAGAAGCGGAACGAAAACAGAUCGAGAACCGUCCUACAGUUUUCAACUAAGAGGAGGAAAAAGUUACUUUAA
Molecule: messenger RNA, 1131 nt
Organism: Hyaloscypha bicolor E
Lineage: Eukaryota; Fungi; Ascomycota; Leotiomycetes; Helotiales; Hyaloscyphaceae
Exons: 4
Coding region: 1-1131 (376 amino acids)
Source: RefSeq, a predicted model, not a curated record